UGGGAAUCUUACAGUCAGAGCAGCCUGCAAACCGGGUUUCUCCGAAGAAGCUUACACUGCACUAAUAUCCCAAAGCAUUCUGCAAGGAGAGAAGUUACUUAAAGGCUGAAGAAAAUGUACAUUUCAGGAGCAUCUAUGGUUGUACCAUUCAAAGAGAUUGUUUUCCUUUUCUCUCUUGUCAAAUUGGGAUUGUCCUUAAGCACAGAUAAAAUAAAUGGCCUCCUAAAUGUAAAAUUCAGCAGCUGUAGCAGUACCAAGGAAGUGCAGUAUGAGACCAACAAUUUGGACUUCAAAGUUGGGGCUGAUGGGACAGUUUUUGCUGCCCGGGAGAUGCAACUCCCCCCUAAACAGAUUGCAUUCAUGGUGACUGCAUGGGACUACCAGGCCGUGGAGAGAUGGGAUGCAAUAGUCCGAUUAUUGGUAGGGGAAAAGAUCUUUCCCCAUUCUGUUCAUAAGCAAAAAGGGAAGAAGAGCACAUCACUGGAAAUUAUGCAGCCACCAAAUGAUAUGCUGUUACCAUGGCCCCAACAUCAGAAUUCCAAUGGCCUAAGAAGACAAAAGAGGGACUGGGUCAUUCCACCAAUCAAUGUCCCAGAAAAUUCCCGUGGUCCUUUCCCACAGCAGCUUGUGAGGAUUCGAUCUGACAAAGAUAAUGAUAUUCCCAUCCGAUACAGCAUUACUGGAGUUGGGGCUGACCAACCACCCAUGGAAGUCUUCAGUAUUGACUCUAUGUCAGGUCGGAUGUAUGUAACUAGACCCAUGGAUAGAGAAGAACGGGCCUCCUACCAUCUCAGAGCCCAUGCAGUGGACAUGAAUGGAAACAAGGUGGAGAAUCCCAUUGACCUCUAUAUCUAUGUGAUUGAUAUGAAUGACAACAGGCCAGAGUUUAUAAACCAAGUCUACAAUGGAUCUGUGGAUGAGGGUUCCAAACCAGGGACUUAUGUGAUGACAGUGACAGCCAAUGAUGCUGAUGACAGUACCACUGCCAAUGGUAUGGUGAGGUACCGAAUUGUGACUCAGACCCCUCAGAGCCCAUCCCAGAAUAUGUUCACAAUUAACAGUGAGACGGGAGAUAUUGUCACUGUUGCAGCUGGACUGGACCGAGAGAAAGUUCAGCAAUACACAGUCAUCGUUCAGGCCACAGAUAUGGAAGGAAACCUUAACUACGGCCUCUCAAACACCGCGACAGCCAUCAUUACGGUGACAGAUGUGAAUGACAACCCACCCGAAUUCACCACGAGCACUUAUGCUGGUGAAGUUCCAGAAGACCGAGUGGAAGUUGUGGUAGCCAACCUCACUGUGAUGGACCGAGACCAGCCUCAUUCUCCCAACUGGAAUGCUGUCUACCGUAUCAUCAGUGGAGACCCAUCUGGACAUUUUAGCAUCAGAACAGACCCUGUUACCAACGAAGGAAUGGUCACUGUUGUAAAGGCUGUUGACUAUGAAAUGAACAGAGCUUUCAUGCUGACUGUGAUGGUAUCCAAUCAAGCACCUUUGGCCAGUGGGAUCCAGAUGUCCUUCCAGUCCACAGCAGGAGUCACCAUCUCAGUCAUGGAUGUGAAUGAGGCCCCAUACUUUCCUUCCAACAAAAAGCUGAUCCGCCUAGAGGAGGGUGUUCCCAUGGGUACAGUGCUGACCACAUUUUCUGCUGUGGAUCCUGACAGGUUCAUGCAGCAGGCAGUAAGAUACUCCAAGCUGUCUGAUCCAGCAAACUGGCUGAACAUUAAUGCCACGAAUGGUCAGAUCACCGCGGCGGCUGUCCUUGAUCGAGAGUCUGUCUACAUUAAGAAUAAUGUCUACGAGGCCACGUUCCUGGCGGCUGACAAUGGGAUCCCCCCAGCUAGCAGCACAGGGACACUGCAGAUCUAUCUCAUAGAUAUCAAUGACAAUGCUCCAGAGCUGCUGCCUAAGGAGGCCCAGGUGUGUGAGAAGCCAAACCUGAAUGUCAUCAACAUCACAGCUGCAGAUGCUGACAUCGAUCCCAAUGUCGGCCCCUAUGUCUUCGAGCUGCCCUUCAUGCCAUCCGCAGUGCGGAAGAACUGGACCAUCACCCGGUUAAAUGGUGACUAUGCCCAGCUCAGCUUGCGUAUCAUGUACCUCGAGGCUGGAAUGUACGAUGUUCCCAUCAUUGUCACAGACUCAGGGAACCCGCCUCUGUCCAACAUGUCUAUCAUCAAAGUCAAAGUGUGCCCUUGUGAUGAGAAUGGAGACUGCACCACCAUCGGUGCAGUGGCUGCUGCCGGCCUGGGCACAGGGGCCAUCAUUGCCAUCCUCAUAUGUAUCAUCAUUCUGCUAACUAUGGUUUUGCUGUUUGUGGUAUGGAUGAAACGCCGGGAGAAGGAGCGGCAUACCAAGCAGCUUCUCAUUGAUCCUGAGGAUGACGUCAGAGACAACAUUCUGAAAUAUGACGAGGAAGGAGGGGGUGAGGAAGACCAGGAUUAUGACCUAAGUCAACUUCAACAACCAGAGACAAUGGACCACGUAUUAAACAAAGCACCAGGUGUGCGGCGGGUAGAUGAGAGGCCAGUGGGGGCUGAGCCCCAGUACCCCAUCCGGCCAGUUGUCCCUCACCCAGGAGACAUUGGUGACUUCAUCAAUGAGGGGUUACGAGCUGCAGAUAAUGACCCCACAGCACCUCCCUACGAUUCCCUGCUGGUCUUUGACUAUGAAGGAAGUGGUUCCACAGCUGGCUCGGUCAGCUCUCUGAACUCUUCCAGCUCUGGGGACCAAGACUACGACUAUCUCAACGACUGGGGACCCAGGUUCAAGAAACUUGCGGACAUGUAUGGAGGGGGCGAUGAAGAUUAACUGACCUCAUAUUCUUAGAACAAAAUCGAAAAAGCGAACGGACAGCAGAGAAGCAAGAGCUGUACAAAAGUGGCAGCUUUUUUAAUUACUCCCCCCUGCUGACUGUAUUAUUUUAGUGGUGAGUUAGGAGUUACUUUCAUGAUUUUUUUCCCCAGAACAUUGAGCUGUCUAGCAUGAACACUUGUUGUCUCUGCUCCAUUUUUCUUUUUUUUAAGUGUCAGCAGGGUUAUGGCUCAUUACAAUAUCCGCUUUAUGACUAAGGAGAGUGAAAGGCACUCUGUCUUAACUUGAAUUUCUUAGAACAGAAGUACUGUUUUUAAAAAAAAAAAUUGAAAGUGCCUUUUGGUACAUGUAUCAGAUUCCCUCGAUCUCAGGAGCGAUUAAAAACAAACAAAAGUUUCGACCAUCAUGAGCAGCACUCUCUCUGACCCCAAGCUAGUUCUGGCUCUGAAGGAAUAAUGAAGGAACUGUGGAGAUUGUUUCUGGUUUUUGUUUUGGGGUGGUCUUUUUUCUUUUUCUUUUUUUCAUUUUUUUAAAAGAAAAAAAUAAAGUGGAUGACUUGUUUCACAAAACAAACAAAAAACACACAAAACUUAUUGGGGUGGGGGAUCCAAAUAGCCAUUCUUUAGUACUCCGCAGGUGUUGGCUUAGUCAUCCUUGUUGUUUAUGCUUCAGUGUUAACAGAUGCACUUAUCACUCGGGAUCCCUCUUCUCCCCUGGCAACAAUUGAGGUAGCCACAUAAAACAGCCAGGUUGAUUAGCCUUGGGCUAUGGGCUCCUCUGGAAAGUCUCCACUAGGCCAGGUGAACACUCUCUACCCCUAACCACCAACAGACCAAAGGAGUAUCUCUUUGUGUUCUGCCCUCCACAGGUUUCUGGCUGCCCCCAGGCUACUGAGUCCUGUAACUAAAUCCUGGCCAAGCUACAUGUUGCUGUCAGGCAUCAUCACUGAUGCAUAGCCAUUCCCAAGGACAGAUACUGCUUUUUUUAUCACUUUGACAUUUCACAAGGACCCUGCCGGCCACCUCCCCACUCAGUAUUAAAGAUGUACCCUGACUUCAUUAGCCCAUCACCCUCACCUCCAUCUCCCUUGUCUAGUAAAGUAUUCAUGUUCCAAGCACCAACAGCCAAAGUCAGACAGCAACAUGUAAACCAGCUAGUGUGUGUCCCCACUACCCAGUGGGUGUUUGACACUGCUCCCUCUAAUCAAGUCCACGGGGGAGAGCGGCAACCGUGGAUGAAGGCAUGCUCACUCCGCGGUGCAUGCUCCUGGCUGUGCUCCAAGAAUACCAACUUAGCAAAAGGUUUCAUAGCAUCCAGAGAAUUGAACCUCAGAAUUAGAAAUGGUAGUAACUACCUAGUUUGUAUGUAAGGUCAUGUUGAACCAAUAUGAAAUAGCUAUUAGAUCUGAAAACAAUACUUUUCCCCCUUUACUGAUUUGGACUUGUGGGUUUCUGUCUAAUGUCUGUGAGAUGAUUUCAACUGCAUGGAUAUGUGAUAUGAACCAUGUUUCUUGGGUUAGAAGCCACCUACGUCCCGUGCUAUGAGUCCCUGGGUAAAAUAUGUAUUUUUUUUAAUAUUCUGCAACUGAGUUUAGGGCGACUAUGAUAAAAGUGUCAAUCUCUAGCUCUCUUUUCCUUUUGAUUCCAAGUUUAUGUGUGUUCUCAGAAAGUGACUAUCUGAGGAUAAUGACUUUUUCCAUGAUGAGGAUGAUUUUGAAUGCUGAAUGUUAAAGGAGGGAGAGAGGCAGGGAUCCCUGUAGCAGCAAACGGGUCCCAUGAAGGAGAGUGUACUGGGCUGCUAUUGCUUAUAAGUGAUGAACAUGCUCUUUGUGCAUUUCCCAUUUCACCAGAGUCUAUCUUCCCUAAGAUGCAACUUAUUUGAACAAAAGAGUGCUUGGAACAGGUGCCAUCUGGACUCCAGAGAGGACAGAAGGAAUGCAAAAUAUGUCCUCAUCCCAUCUCCCAUUUGCAAUCCAAUGUGUUUUCCCCAUUCACCACUUGGUUGGUGAGGAGGAAAAAGCUUAAAGGGAACUUCCUGAGAAAAUAUCAUGUUAGACAGGAACUCAGGAAAUGCCCCCAAAAGGUUGAUGGGUUGGCAGGGGGUGCACCAUGAUAGUUUAGUGGGUUUUGCUAAGUAACCUGCACUUGGUAGGGAACCCACAGUCCCCAUACACAGCAUCCUCCCAUCCCUUUCCAACACAGAAACCUCUACACCCACCCUAAGGUGCCUCUUACUUGGAUACUCCCCUUGUAUUCUGGUGGCUCUUCCCUGCCCCCAUUAUUUCUUGGAGAAAGGAGUGGUGAGCUAAUUUUCUCAGCCUAUGGCCCCUUUCCCUGUCCUUUCCCCAUUCCUUUAAGGUACAUAUAUGACAAACAGUAUAGUAUCUCCCAAUUUAAAGUCAUAGGUGUGCCUCACCUUCACCACCUCCAUCCCCACUGACUCUACCUAAGUGCACUGACUGUGGUGUGGAUCAGUUAUUAAUGCUCAGACAGUGUUUCUGUCUCUUCUUGUAAUUUCUAGAGUACUUCAGAGGAAAGGGAAUGGGAGGGGUGGGGAUGGGGAGAUAGAUCCUUUCUCAAAAAACUGAGGGUCAGGGUUCCUCCUCUGGCCUAUUUUUUCCCUCUAUGCAGGCAGCCAGGUCCCCAAGGAGAUGUACUCACUGAAGCCAAGGGGGAGGGUAGGUCAGGCAGGUGGUUGGGAAAGCUUCUCAGUGUAAGCUAUUCCCAUCCCAUCUUACCCCAGUUCUAAGCCAUGCUAUGCAAACCAUUGGGGGUCAGUUAGCCAAUGAGAAUUGUCUGAAAUGUUAUGGGCAUGGGGGAGCAAAAGAGGGAGGGGGAGGGGGGACUAAUGGAAUUGUUGGUGGGGUUAGGGGUGAUGGAUUGUGAGUUUGGUAGUGGUUGUCAUUUUUUUAAGUUCACCUUUUAGGUAGAUGUUUUUAACCUGAGGACUGUGAAUUAUUUUUAAAUGUGAAUAUGAUCUGUUGACUGAAGCAAGUAUAAAUGUUUUUCCCUGAACUUCCCAAGAACACAAUAGCUGCUAGUUCUCAAAUCUAGCUCUAGGCUGGCGCUCUCUCUCUCUCUCUCUCUCUCUCUCUCUCUCUCUCUCUCUCUCUCUCUCACACACACACACACACACACACACACACACACACACACAGAAUGUUAACCUUUUUGGUCAUGAACCCCUUUGACAGUUAGGUUAAAGCCUAUGGACCCCUUUUCAGAAUUACAUUUUUUAAUGCACAAAAUAAAAGCAUAAUUUUUUUCCCAUGUAAUCCUGUGUAAAACACAGGAUAACAAGGGAAGCCAAUUAUACUGAAGUACAGCUAUCAAAAUAUUUAAAAUACUCAGACCCCCUGAAAUCUAUUCACAAACCACACAUCAAGAACCUUGCUCUAGAAGGAUGCCCCUAAAUUUGGAACAUCUUACUAAAGGAGAUGGGAAGAGGGGAGAGAGGCUGGUAAAUGUACCCCUGAAGAUCUGCUCUAUGGAGAAAUGAAUAAUGUUGACAAGACCCACUUACAAUUCCCAUUGUUCAAAGUGGCACAUGCACCAGAAUAGGAAACUGUCUUAGCCCCUGAAAGGACAUGAUCCUAGGAUCCCUUUCACUAACCUUUCAUCUUGCAAUGUAAAGUGAGAGGGACUUAAGGGGCUGGAGGAAAGUACUUUUUCUGCACUUCUUCCUCUGAGCUUGUUUUUUUUUCCUCUUUGCUUCUUGCCACUGCCAAUGGGCACCAGCAAAAUUCUGUUGUCCAUUCGUUCACUAAGAAGGCAGAGGUUAUGGGAAUGCAGGAUGGCAAAGACUUUUUCUCUGUGUCUCAGACUUGCCAGCCCCAACUCCACUAGGGCCCCUAUCUCUUCCCAGAGCAAUCUUCAAACCCAGGCUUAGGCUAGUGAAUUAGCAUUAACCAAUAGUACAAUCAGUGUCAAAAGUCUGUGAUUAGUAGCUUGUAAAUAGAAAGUUUCAGUGGAAAAGUGAAACUGAAGCCCAUGAGCCUCUCCAUAGGAAGCUAGAAGCAACUGGCAUGGCAGGGUGUGGGCUCAAGAUUUAGAUGGGGGGGGGGUGGAGUUUGUUCUGUAAUGAGCUGGAUGGUUCAGCACCAAACAGGGUUGGGUAGAAAACAGAAUAGGGACAUUGCUUCUGUUGGCCCUCCCUAUGCAUUUGUCCACAAAACCAUCUCCUCUUUGUAAUGUCUUUCAGCACAUCCAAAGUGCUCAAAAAAAUGUCAGAUUUAAAAAGCCAGGCUUCUGCCCCUCAGAAAUGCCACUAUUUCCUUUGGGGGGAGAUCUUUGCCUGACACUCUCAAUCAGAAAAUAGGUCUGGACAAUUUAGUUUUCUUUCAUCAAGGCAAAAAGACAAAAAAAAUCUCAAUUUUGGCAAAGUGAAAGAAAAAAAAAAGAUCUCAAGUACCCAGAAUACGCCUAAAACUGCUCACUGCAAAUAUGUAUGUAUAUAAUGUAGGUACUGCUCGAUGCUACAAAUCAAGUUGGAGAAAAGUCACAUCUAUGUACAGAAACAGAACGCUUCUUCCUUUUCCUUUCUCUCCUUUUUCUUUCCAUUUGGAUUCUUUUUUUUCUUUUGCAUGUUUCUUUUGACAAUGGACAAAAUGUGUAGCAGCCUGCAUGAUGGUGGUUGUUUUUGGGCAAGGCGACUGGUGUACGAUGCAUUCACACUGCAGCGCCAAGCAUUGCGCAGUUCAACAAAAGGUCCAACUUUUUUUGUAAUCGUCAACAGCACAACUCUUUUGUAUUGUUGUUUGUACCAUUUUGUACCAAAAAAAAAAAAAGAGGAAAAAAAAGGGAAGAGAGUCAAUGUUUUCAAUGUGUUUUUAGUGCCACUGCGAUCUUGGUUCAAAACUGAAUGACAGCUUUGCGGAUUUCUUGUGUAUGGGAGCAGAGCUGGGUCGUUGGCGCGUUGCUCCAGUAUAAUAAAUAAAG
Messenger RNA from Dromiciops gliroides (monito del monte), 7748 nucleotides. It is a transcript of the gene CDH4, whose product is annotated as cadherin 4. Gene Ontology annotation, molecular function: cadherin binding; calcium ion binding. The record is from RefSeq and is a predicted model, not a curated record. The transcript is spliced from 16 exons. Bases 115 to 2808 code for a protein of 897 amino acids. Gene Ontology annotation, biological process: multicellular organism development; cell-cell junction assembly; homophilic cell-cell adhesion. Gene Ontology annotation, cellular component: plasma membrane; catenin complex; adherens junction. NCBI's taxonomy places the organism in Eukaryota, Metazoa, Chordata, Mammalia, Microbiotheria, Microbiotheriidae.